AUGGCCGGAUACACAAACCAAACUCUCAGGUCUGGCUGGGAGUUUAAACAAGUCGGAGCGACUGAGGUCCCGGAAUGGACUUGCGGAUUUCUGCCAGUGGCACAAUUUCCUACUAACGUCCAUCUUGAUCUUAUGGCCCACGACAAAAUACCGGAUCCUUUUAUUGGACUAAACGAAUACAAAGUUCAAUGGGUUGGAGAACAACAAUGGUUGUAUAGAACCACAUUCGAAUGCCCCUCGGUCUCAGGCCGAAAGACCAUCCUGCAAUUCGAUGGCCUUGAUACCUUUGCGAUUGCCUCUCUGAACGGAACAAAAAUCCUAGAAGCGGAGAAUAUGCACCGCAUCUUUCGAGCUGAUAUCACCGGGACUGUGGAAGAGGGCGUAAACGUGCUGGAGAUUCUGUUUGACAGCGCUAUCAUCAGGGGAAAGCAACUGAUGAAAGAGACUGGGUUUAAACCCGUAGGUUUUACAUCAUCUACUGAUAAAAGCCGUCUUCUGGUUCGGAAAGCCCAGUAUCAUUAUGCCUGGAAUUGGGGCCCUGAGCUUACAACUUGUGGACCAUGGCGCCCAAUCCAUCUCGAACAAUACUCAGCUCGGAUCUCUGACUUACAUGCCAAAGUGGAAAUAUCUGUUGCAGACAAGACAUCAUCUAUAUCUAUUUCAGCAGAGGUCGAGGGUGGGAAAGAAGGGGACAUCAUCAAAUAUGCUUUGACCGGUCCUGAUGGAGCUUCUAUAUCGACGAGCAGCGUGAAGGUCACUGAAAAUAAGGCAACUGAUCGAUUUGAGGUGCACGACGCCAAAUUUUGGUGGCCUGUUGGUUACGGAGAACAGCCACUAUAUACCAUUGACGCUCACCUCAUUCGAGAGGGAAUAAAUAUACAUCAACGAAGUCGAAAGCUAGGCCUCAGAACUGUAUCUUUAGUACAGCGACCCAUUGUUGAUCAGCCAGGGACAAGCUUCUUCUUCGAAGUCAACGACGUACCAAUAUUUAGUAGUGGAUCGAACUGGUGCCCCGCAGAUCACUUUGUUCCUCGUGUCACCCCCGAGAGAUAUCGCACGCUGUUGCAGAUGGUUGUUGAUGGGAAUCAAAAUAUGCUACGUGUUUGGGGCGGUGCAAUCUACGAGGACGAUGUUUUCUAUGAUAUCUGCGAUGAACUUGGGAUCCUGGUGUGGAAUGACUUCAUGUUCGCAUGUGGCACAUACCCAGCAGAUGAAGACUUCCGUGGCCGCAUCACCGAAGAAGUUGAAGAUAAUAUCAAGCGCCUUCGUCACCAUCCCUCUAUUGUUGCAUGGUCUGGUAAUAACGAGGACUACCUAUUUGCCGAACUAUUUCACACCUCCUACGAUAUCAACGACCCAGAUCCCGACAACUGGCUAAAGACAACGUUCCCUGCACGAUAUAUUUAUGAAAAGAUGCUCCCAGAGAUUUGCAAGAAGCUCAUUCCCGAUACUCCAUACCACCCUGGAUCGCCAUGGGGCGGGAAGUAUUUCAACGACCCAACUAUUGGAGACACACACAUGUGGGAGGUCUGGCAUCAUGUAUCUCGUCCAUGGCAGGAGUACCCAAAACUCGGAAGUCGAUUCAUUUCCGAAUUUGGAAUCUCAUCUCUUCCUCAUUUAGACACAAUCGAAUCAUUCCUCAUUGACUCGCCGCCAUCAGAGAGACAUCCCAAUUCCCGCACCAUCGACCAUCACAACAAGGAACUGCAGCACGAACGAAAAAUGGCUACAUACCUCGUGGAAAACUUCAAAUACGGAUUUGGCUUGGAAGAAUAUAUUUAUAUUACACAGCUAAACCAGGCCGAGGCUAUGACUUGCGCCCUGAGAGCCUGGAGACGAGAGUGGAAAGGAACAGGAAAGGAGUAUUGUGGUGGAAGUCUCAUAUGGCAGUUUAAUCCUACGUGGCAAGUCACGUCGAAGGCCCUGGUGGAUUACUUCAACCGUCCGAAAAUGUCCUACUUCACAGUCAAGCGAGAUAUUGCGCCAAUAUCUCUAGGAAUGGAGAGGAAGGAGAUCAAAACUCCCCGUUCGGAAUUUACCAGGGCGUUCAUUGAUACCGAGACUCGUAUCUUGGGAUGGGCGACAAAUGUUACCCUUAAGCCUGUUUCCUACUUGCUGACUAUAAAGGCAUUUGAAUUGUCUACUGGGAAAGAGUUGUUUUCCCAGACAAAGGUCCAGGAGUUGGGGGCCAAUAUUACAACGGAGCUGUUUGACAUUGAGUUGCCAAGGCCGUGUAUAGUUGAUGAGCCCGUUAUCAUGUCCACGUGCCUACAGACCGAGCAAGGUACUACUAUCGCACGUUGCACGAACUGGCCCCAACCAUACCGCUAUAUAAACAUGCCGAAACCGAAGCUUGUUAUUGGAAUUGACGGUGAUCGGAUCUCGGCACGAGCAAAUGUACCGGUGAAAGGACUGGCCUUUUACGUCAAGGAUGUUGAUGCGGUAAGCUUCGAUGACAAUAUGCUCGAUCUUGUGCCUGGCGAUGUGCAAGAGAUUGUCGCGCGUGGAUUGAAUGGCAAGGCUGUAACCUGGAGAUACUAUGGUAUGGAGUAAUUUAUUUUGGCACUUUGACCCAUUGGGUCAAUGGACUGCUAGAAAGAUGGUGUAAGCGUAUUAGGGGGUUGAACUUAUAAGAUUGUUAAAAUACUGGGGAGCAAAGGCGCCGAAAUUAACGCGCAAGGAGGACAUUAUGGAAACGCGCUUAGGCGCCAUUAUUUAGGGGCCACAAGAUCAUUUUAGCGCUGCUAAAUAGGGUGUAAACAUCUCAAACAGAUAGAGACCCUUCCCAC
Molecule: messenger RNA, 2789 nt
Organism: Pseudogymnoascus verrucosus
Lineage: Eukaryota; Fungi; Ascomycota; Leotiomycetes; Thelebolales; Thelebolaceae
Exons: 6
Coding region: 1-2553 (850 amino acids)
Biological process (GO): carbohydrate metabolic process; glycoprotein catabolic process
Molecular function (GO): beta-mannosidase activity
Source: RefSeq, a predicted model, not a curated record